AUGGGAACUGAAUCUGAGGAAGAAAUAUUUGAGGCUGUAAGAGAAGUAGAGGAGGCCGCAAAGGUGCCGCAGAAAAAAGCAAGAAAAACUAAGUCUACCGCAGAUAAGUCGCAAACUGAACAUAAAAGAGACAAACUUAUAGAGCUAUCGAGGGACGGUAUAAUAGAGAAGUCCGCAAGUUUUAUAAGAAAGUCUAACAAGGAUGUUGUAGAUAGACUGUACCAUGAGUAUGAAAGUCAAAGGAUGUCAUGUGCAAGUGACUUCUUAUCAACGCUUAUUAUUUCAAAGUUUGCUGCGGUACUUGGAAGUUUUGGUGCAGUGGAAUCUUCAGAGAAACUGUCAGAGGAACUACUUAGUGACAAGCUUCUGAAGGAUGACGUACUAUAUCUAACCAGAACGAUAUCCCCCAACAUCCCAUUCAUAGGGCUCAUAUCUGGUGGCUGUACAACAGCUAAACAUGUAGUUGCCCAUAAGUGGAAUAAGAAGGAGGAACCUGAGGAAGUGUCCGAGGAAGCUAAACAUCUGAUAUUACAUACAGAAUGUCAAACUCCGGAGAACCAAUCGAGUGGGGAGGAACAGAAUUCGAAGACAUAA
This is a messenger RNA of Paramuricea clavata, 594 nucleotides long. The record is from the annotation of a GenBank genome assembly. Lineage: Eukaryota; Metazoa; Cnidaria; Anthozoa; Malacalcyonacea; Plexauridae.